ACUAUUGAAACAAACACCGAUUCCCAAAAACGUGAAGAAGAUAAUCAAAAAAAUGAGGAAUGUGAUGAUGAUUCAUCAUCGAGUCUUCUUCUGCAGCACAAAACCACUCUCCAUCCUCGCCUCUCUCACUCAUCCCCACCUCCGUCUCUCCUACUCCGCCGCAGCUUCAUCUCCGAAUCGACCGAUUCACUGCAUGGCCAGCGAUUCCCCACUCUCUCAACCGUUAACCGGCGGAGAUGGUUCCGUCUCCGUCCCUCCUCCUUCUCCGGCUUCCUCUGCUUCAUCCGCCAUCGAUUUCCUCUCCCUGUGCUCUCGCCUCAAGACAACUCCAAGAGCUGGAUGGGGUAAAAGAGAUGUUAAAAAUCCAGAAUCGAUAGCUGAUCACAUGUAUCGGAUGGGUCUUAUGGCGCUUAUCUCUUCAGAUAUCCCCGGUGUAAACAGAGACAAAUGCAUUAAAAUGGCAAUUGUUCAUGACAUUGCAGAAGCCAUUGUAGGAGACAUUACACCUUCUUGUGGUAUCCCAAAAGAAGAGAAAAAUCGAAGAGAAAGUGAAGCACUCGAACACAUGUGCAAGCUCUUGGGUGGAGGAGAAAGGGCUGAAGAAAUCGCUGAGCUGUGGAGAGAAUAUGAAGCAAACGCAUCACCCGAAGCCAAAGUUGUUAAAGACUUCGAUAAGCUUGAGUUGAUACUACAAGCUUUGGAAUAUGAACAGGAGCAAGGUAAAGAUCUAGAAGAGUUUUUCGAAUCAACCGCAGGGAAGUUCCAGACUGAUAUAGGCAAAGCUUGGGCGUUGGAGAUUGCUUCAAGAAGAAGAAAACAACAACAUUAGUUUAGUUCAGUUCGCACUUGAGCUAAAAUACUCUUUCUUAUCAACUUUAAUCGUUUCAUGAUUUUUAAUGUGGAUCUACAAUACAAGGGUAUCUAUGUAGGCCAUAUUCUUUGAGGUAGAAGUCCGAACCCAACCCGGAUAAGUCAGUUUGGAUC
Brassica oleracea var. oleracea is the source of this 984-nucleotide messenger RNA. Its product is annotated as HD domain-containing protein 2-like. The transcript has 7 exons. Gene Ontology annotation, cellular component: cytoplasm. Bases 53 to 829 code for a protein of 258 amino acids. Gene Ontology annotation, molecular function: 5'-deoxynucleotidase activity. NCBI's taxonomy places the organism in Eukaryota, Viridiplantae, Streptophyta, Magnoliopsida, Brassicales, Brassicaceae. The record is from RefSeq and is a predicted model, not a curated record.